Colletotrichum spaethianum is the source of this 339-nucleotide messenger RNA. RefSeq names its product carboxy-cis,cis-muconate cyclase. Gene Ontology annotation, molecular function: 6-phosphogluconolactonase activity; protein binding. The transcript has a single exon. NCBI's taxonomy places the organism in Eukaryota, Fungi, Ascomycota, Sordariomycetes, Glomerellales, Glomerellaceae. The record is from RefSeq and is a predicted model, not a curated record. Bases 1 to 339 code for a protein of 112 amino acids.
AUGUACCGCUCCGACGUCUGCGUCCUCUCCCACAGCGGCAAGUACCUCUUCGCGACGGCCCGCUCCAACAGCUUCGACGUCACGGGCUACAUCGCCGCCUUCAAGCUCGGCGACAACGGCCACAUUGAGCGGCAGAUCUGCCUGAACCCCACGCCCACCAGCGGAGGCCACAGCAACGCCGUCAGCCCCUGCGACUGGAGCGACGAGUGGCUCGCCAUCACCGACGACCAGGAGGGCUGGAUCGAGAUUUACCGCUGGCACGACGAGUUCCUCGGCCGUGUCGCGAGGCUGCGUAUCCCCGAACCCGGAUUCGGAAUGAACGCUAUAUGGUAUGAUUGA